Molecule: messenger RNA, 1680 nt
Organism: Ipomoea nil (Japanese morning glory)
Lineage: Eukaryota; Viridiplantae; Streptophyta; Magnoliopsida; Solanales; Convolvulaceae
Product: exocyst complex component EXO70B1-like
Exons: 1
Coding region: 1-1680 (559 amino acids)
Biological process (GO): exocytosis
Cellular component (GO): exocyst
Molecular function (GO): phosphatidylinositol-4,5-bisphosphate binding
Source: RefSeq, a predicted model, not a curated record
AUGGAAGUGGUAAAGACGGAUGAUGACAGAGCGAGGGAGAUUGUCCUCAAAUAUGAUCCCAAAUGUGCACAAGGCGAUGAUUAUAGGCGCAAAAUGAUCUUCCAACGUUGCCGGAGUGAAAUCGAUGAAUAUCUCUGGGCUGUGGACUACAUAAUUCAGCAGUUCAUGCAAAGCGGGAGCUUGGAAGCUGGAACUGUUCGGCGGCAGCUCUUGGACGAGUUCGAAACCAUUCUCAAUCAUGUUCUCAGCACCAAACAAACCGUUUCAGAAAAUCCCAGUACAUAUUCUUGCACCACUCGUAGCUAUUCUCUUGGUUUCUGCUUCGAAAAUGAUCCCACAAGCUCUGUCCUGGAUGAUCUCCGGUCCAUUGCGCGGCGGCUGAGGUCGAUGGGGUGCCUCCGGGACUGCCAGGAAAUCUACAGCGCCAUUCGCGAGACGUUUUUCGAUGCCACUUUAACGCGAUUCGGUAUUGCGAAGUUGAGCGCGGGUGAUGUGCAGAAAAUGGUGUGGCAAGAAUUGGACAGGACGAUCGGGCUCUGGGUUGGAGCAGCUCCCUUCCAUGUUCAUCUCAUUACCAUGGAAAUCCACGCCUGCCAAUCAAUCUUUAAAGUCGAGAACGCCCCAUUUCUGAUGCAGAUUGUAAGGGCUUACGUAAAUCCGUUCCUGGAUUUUGUCUCGGCAGUGGCGCGUGGUCGCCGUUCGUCGGAACGCCUGUUCGGGAUGCUGGAUUUGCACGGCUGUUUAACGUUAAUGUUGCCCCCUUUAGAGCUACUAAAGUUGCCGGGAGCUGAGGCUUUGGUAAAGCAGGCGAAACAGAUAUUGUCAGCUUUGGAAGAGGCGGCCAGGGAGACAUUUUUGAGGUUCGAGAGAGCUGUGGUGGGGGACUUGUCGUGUGUGGACAACGUGAGAGAGGGUGUUCAUCAUCUCACAACCUACGUAAUGGACUACCUGACAAGAAUCGUGUCGGGGUACGGGAAAUGCGAGUGGAUCGUGGCGAGGAACAUCGACGACAUCCUCUGGAUCGGCGACACUUUCAGCGGCAAAACGCCGCAUAAUGUUCAUGACUGCUGUGACCAGCCGCCGCUAGCCUCGCAUAUCAAACUGGUGAUUGCUAAUCUGCUGUGCAACUUGCGGGGCAAGACUAAAGAACAGGAAUUGGAUGAUGGGUUUGCCUGUUUUUUCAUGAUGGUUAACCUCAACCAUGUUGUUCAGAAGUUAAAGGAAUCUGAGUUAGUAAAAGUUGUCGGGGAGGACUUCAAAUCUUGUCUGGAAAAUGCUCUCCAAUCCACGGUCUUUGCCCACCUGAGCUCAACCUGGGAUAGAGUUCUGAAGGGUUUGGAGCAGGGAUUAGUCCCCAAGAAAAUAAAACUUCUGGGGAUGUCGAUUUCGGGUCCUUGUAGGAGGAAGGGAAUCCUUAAAGAUUUUAAUGUUGCCUUUGAGAGGAUCCAGCAAACGCAGUGUCGGUGGGUUGUGCGUGAUUGGGAGCUCAGGGAAGGGCUUCGUCAAUGUAUUUUGAAGAGAUUGGUUCCAGCUUAUGAUUCCUUUCUUCACCAACUUUCCCAGUGCAGAUCCUCCAGAAAGGCCACAAAGUUGAUCAAAUACUCUGUUGAGGAUUUGGAGAAUGCAGUCUGCUGUCAACUCUUCGAGGGCCGCCCCCCAUCACCCUUUCGAUCAAAAUGA